This is a messenger RNA of Folsomia candida, 1729 nucleotides long. RefSeq names its product ADP-ribosylation factor-like protein 16. Gene Ontology annotation, molecular function: GTPase activity; GTP binding. The record is from RefSeq and is a predicted model, not a curated record. NCBI's taxonomy places the organism in Eukaryota, Metazoa, Arthropoda, Collembola, Entomobryomorpha, Isotomidae. The coding region runs from base 126 to 734 and encodes 202 amino acids. The transcript is spliced from 3 exons.
CCCCAAACCCAGCAACGUGUUCUCGUUGCCACCACAAACGAUCUCCUCCUAAGCUUGUACAACACUUGCAUUUUGUGAAUCUUGUUUGCGAGUCGGGUGGGGGUGUGGUUAAAUCAAAAGGUAAAAUGGCGGCCUGCCUCUGCCUCGGACCCACCGGGUCUGGGAAAACCCUGCUCCUCAAGCGCCUGCAGUCCACCUCGGUCAACGAGGGGACCUCCACCGUCGAAACCGUAGGCUCCAACAUCAUCCGUGUCCCCAAAAAACCCGUGGCGGAGGGGUCCGGUGCGACGUCUUCCUCCUCUCGGGGUGGUGAGGACAAGGACUUUCUCUCCAUCCAAGAAAUUGGAGGCGCCAUGGCCCCCCUCUGGCCCUCAUAUUUUGCUCCAGACAAACUCAUUAUGUACGUCAUCGACUCCUCCAACCUUUUCCAAGUGUCCAUUUCAACCGUUCUCCUCAUGGAAUUGUUGUCGCACGAGAAGCUAGUGGGGGCCAAGGUGCUCAUCCUCCUUACCAAAAUGGACCUCACAAAUCGGAAGAACCUCAACUACCUCAAGUUCAUGAUGAGGCUGGACACCAUUCUGGCGCAGAGUGGUAGGCGCGUGUCGCUCCUGGAAGUGAGCGCAACGACGGGCGAUGGGCUGGAGGACGUGCGAAGAUGGCUCUUACUCAACUGGCCCAGAGUCAAGAAAGCGGCCAACACUAUCAAGGCCGCGGCGAGAAGUGACAAUGGCUGAAGAGAUGCACCACGGAUGGAUUACGUAAUACUUGGGUAUUGAAUUGGAAUAGUUGUCAAGUUGUUAAAAUUGGGGUUCUACAUAUUUCACAAAAGUACAGAUUUAUUCACAAUUUUGUCAUAAAAGCGACCUGAUUACAGUGUAAAUCCAUCCAACACUUCAUCGUCACAAGGGUUGGUAGGGAUUUUUGUGCUUGUGGGUAUACUCAUUCUCGCCCACGACUUUAAGAGUGGUUGACAAGCAGCGUAAGAAACAUAGAUUGAGACCAGAGUGACCAGGAUGCAGCCAAUCCAGAGGAUGACCGAGGAAAGAUCUCUGGACGGAUCUUGAGAUGAUGGCAACGCUCUAAAAAAAAUUGCAUCACGGUCGGUGCGGCGUGAAGCACUUUUUUCUUUGGCGCCGGCAUCGUCGUCGCGGUGAUCUCCACAGGCGCAGGUUUGCUGAUGACGAGGGGGGACUGGCUGGGAGGGAGGAGCCUCCAAGUUAUCUACACAGCGAGGUUCGCAUCCUGUUUGCCACCCAGCCUGGUCCCGAUCUCUGAAUAUAUUUAAUAUUAGUUAGCAUCCUCCGGAAGCACGCUAUAGGCGCGAGUUAUUUACAUCGUUCAAGAUUUAACGUUUUGAUUUCUACCUCAUCCGUAACGUCUGCCAGAGGAGAAGGCGGUAUAGGAAACUUUUAUCACUUUCACCACCAUCACCAUUUGACGACAUCUUUAUACAAUCACACUAUUUGACGUACGAAGCAGCGUUAUCAGAAAUUAGGGUGCGAGACGGACUUCAAGAUUAUUUGAUACUUUAUGUCAAGUAAUUGUGUCCAUUGCCAAUUAUCAUCACGAUUGAUUUCAUUCAUCUUCAAGUAAUUUUUGAUAAACCAAGAAACUUGUAACUUUCUCCAGGAUACCAUGCACACUGAUAGCUUAAAUAAGCAAUUAUUUGUAACAAAUUUCCAGAAGUGAUAAUAAACGAAAACCUUGCAAAUUGCUAUAUGUACAUAUA